Messenger RNA from Mytilinidion resinicola, 2013 nucleotides. RefSeq names its product ATP-citrate synthase (ATP-citrate (pro-S-)-lyase). The record is from RefSeq and is a predicted model, not a curated record. The transcript has 5 exons. Lineage: Eukaryota; Fungi; Ascomycota; Dothideomycetes; Mytilinidiales; Mytilinidiaceae. Bases 1 to 2013 code for a protein of 670 amino acids. Gene Ontology annotation, biological process: tricarboxylic acid cycle; fatty acid biosynthetic process; acetyl-CoA biosynthetic process. Gene Ontology annotation, molecular function: ATP citrate synthase activity. Gene Ontology annotation, cellular component: cytosol.
AUGCCUUCCGCGGUGCCCACCACCAACGGCGCUCCCGCGCCAGCGACCUCGACCUCUCUCAAUCCAGAUGGCCCGUCUGCCAACGACAACAUCCGCCGCUUCGCAGCUCCCAGCCGGCCAUUGAGCCCGCCCGCCGAGCACACUCUCUUCCAUCCCAAGACGCGAUGCUUUGUCUACGGCCUCCAGCCCCGCGCCGUGCAGGGCAUGCUCGAUUUCGACUUCAUCUGCAAGCGCAAGACCCCCUCAGUGGCAGGCAUCAUCUACACGUUCGGCGGUCAAUUCGUGAGCAAAAUGUACUGGGGAACUAGCGAGACUCUCCUGCCCGUGUACCAGUCGGUAGAGAAGGCCAUCGCAAAGCACUCCGAUGUCGACACGGUGGUCAACUUUGCGUCAUCGCGCAGUGUCUACAGCUCCACUAUGGAGUUGAUGGAGUUCCCCCAGAUCCGAUCCAUUGCCAUCAUUGCCGAGGGCGUGCCCGAACGACGCGCCCGCGAGAUUCUCCACGUCGCGCAGAAGAAAGGUAUCACCAUCAUUGGCCCGGCCACUGUCGGUGGCAUUAAGCCCGGUGCGUUCAAGAUUGGUAACACGGGUGGCAUGAUGGACAACAUUGUUGCCUCCAAGCUCUACCGCCCCGGCUCCGUCUCAUACGUCUCCAAAUCUGGAGGUAUGUCCAACGAGCUCAACAACAUCAUCGCAAACACGACCGAUGGUGUUCUUGAGGGCGUUGCGAUUGGUGGUGACAGGUACCCGGGUACCACAUUCAUCGACCACGUGCUGCGGUACCAGGCCGACCCCAACUGCAAGAUCAUCGUCUUGCUCGGUGAGGUUGGUGGUGUUGAGGAAUACCGUGUGAUCGAGGCUGUCAAGUCCGGCCGAGUGAACAAGCCAAUUGUCGCAUGGGCCAUCGGUACUGUUGCUGGCCUGCUCAAGACUGAGGUCCAGUUUGGUCACGCCGGUUCGUUCGCCAACUCUCAGCUCGAGACAGCUGUGGUGAAGAACAAGUCUAUGCGCGAGGCAGGCAUCUUUGUCCCUGAGACCUUCGAGGACAUGCCAGGUACGCUUGCCGAGGUCUACCAGAAGCUGCUCAAGUCUGGCACCAUCAAGCCCAAGCCAGAGCCCGUCGUCCCCAAAAUUCCCAUUGACUACUCCUGGGCGCAGGAGCUUGGUCUCGUCCGAAAGCCCGCCGCUUUCAUCUCGACCAUCUCCGACGACCGUGGUCAGGAACUUCUGUACGCUGGUAUGCCCAUCUCGGACGUGUUCAGGGACAACAUUGGAAUCGGUGGUGUCAUGUCGCUACUAUGGUUCCGUCGCCGCCUUCCCGACUACGCCAGCCGCUUCCUCGAGAUGGUGCUCAUGUUGACUGCCGAUCACGGGCCCGCUGUGUCGGGUGCCAUGAACACCAUCAUCACCACCCGUGCUGGUAAAGAUCUUAUCAGCGCGCUAGUCAGCGGUCUCUUGACUAUUGGCUCGCGAUUCGGUGGUGCCCUUGACGGUGCUGCGGAGGAGUUCACCAAGGCCUACGAUAAGGGUCUGAGCCCCCGUGACUUCGUGGACACCAUGAGGAAGGAGAACAAGCUCAUUCCCGGUAUCGGUCACAGAAUCAAGUCGCGAAACAACCCCGAUCUUCGUGUCGAGCUGGUGAAGGAGUUCGUCAAGAAGAACUUUGCCAGCAGCAAGAUGCUAGACUACGCGCUUGCCGUCGAGACGGUGACGACGUCGAAGAAGGACAACCUCAUCCUCAACGUCGACGGAUGUAUUGCUGUGUGCUUCGUUGAUCUGCUCCGCAACUGUGGUGCCUUCAGCGCGGAAGAGGCUGAGGACUACCUCAAGAUGGGCGUUCUCAACGGUCUGUUCGUGCUCGGCCGGAGUAUCGGUCUCAUUGCCCAUUUCUUGGACCAGAAGCGUCUGCGGACUGGCCUCUACAGGCAUCCGUGGGACGACAUCACCUACCUCCUCCCCAACCUUGCUGGAGGAGCACCGGGCAACGAGGGCCGUGUCGAGGUCAGCCUCUAA